Molecule: messenger RNA, 352 nt
Organism: Telopea speciosissima
Lineage: Eukaryota; Viridiplantae; Streptophyta; Magnoliopsida; Proteales; Proteaceae
Product: metallothionein-like protein type 2
Exons: 3
Coding region: 75-317 (80 amino acids)
Molecular function (GO): metal ion binding
Source: RefSeq, a predicted model, not a curated record
UCAGAGAAGUCUCCAGGAAUCCCUCUUUAAUUGCUUCCUAUUAACAAUUCUUCAUCUUUUUUCCUAACAAGAAAAUGUCUUGCUGCGGUGGAAAGUGUGGUUGCGGCACCAGCUGCGGUUGCGGCAGCGGCUGCGGAGGAUGCAAGAUGUACCCAGACUUGUCUUUCUCCGGAGAGAGGACAACCACAGAGACCAUCAUCGUUGGAGUCGCUCCCGAGAAAGCAUACUUCGAGAUGUCCGAGAUGGGCGUUGGGGCCGAGAACGGUGGCUGCAAGUGCGGAGCUAACUGCACCUGCGACCCCUGCACCUGCAAAUGAGAGUCCGGCCGACACUCGACACUCGACAGUGGCUG